CUCCUACCGGGUUGACAGGGGAAGCAAAUAUGAGGGUGGACAGCACUGGAAGGAACGUGUGCUAGUCACGUUAGCCGAUACAGACUGUACUUUACAUGUUUUUGUGUGUAAUGUGACUCUGUGGAUAUUACUUUUUGUCUUGCGGAAUAGUUGAGGAAGUGCUCGGUAUUACCUCGAGAGACUCAUUUGGAUGUUUUUUAAGGUAAAGUCGUAAAGGAAGAGACCGGCCUUAAGCUUGUGUGUGUUAGCUGGCGUUCACUCAUGAGGCUGUUGACCUUGCUGCCAAUGAAGGAGUAUUACCUGUGAUAUGUGUUGAUAACGCACUGUAUGCUAACAGGAAGUAAAUACAAGUGUUACAGUGUUUUCCAACAGUUAUAACUUCCCUGUGUAAUCAUGAAGUUGUCAAAUUAAGGACCUUAGAUUGUGUUAUUUAAGUUCUAUAAUGUGGAGGACAGCAGAACUCGUGAGGCUGGGGAUCCGUUUCUCCAGUCCCAGGUCUCUGUGCCAACCGUGCAGCAUUCUCAUGAAAGCACCCCUGAAGGACAGAGUUUUCCCUGUUAAAAAGCUGGCACACAAUCUUAGUUUGAAGGGGAGUGCUGUCAGCUCAGUGAGGUUUUACUCCCAGGAAAGGACUGACAGUGAAGAGCAUCCCUCCUCUUUGCCUCCUGCUGAGGUACAAGCAGGUGAUGAUCAAACUUCAAGGAGCCUUCAGACAAAGUAUUUCCUGGAGUCCCUGCACCAAUGCACCUCCCCGGUAGAUGUGUUAGACUUCAGCAUUCAGCACGCAGUCACAUUCCGACACGUCAGUAGCUGUCUUGUCUGCAUGUGGUCCAGCACUAAGAAGAUGACAGAGGAGCAGCGGAACUACGAGCUGCAGCUGGCGUUUGAGCAUCCAGGGUUUGAGCCGCUGCUGCAAAAGGUCAUGAGGAGCGCAGGAUAUAUGCGCAGUCGGGAUUUGGGUCUUAGUCUUUUAAGUAUGCUCAAAUUGGGAGUCCCCCAGCAAAGCCGAGUUAUCCAGACCCUCCUUCGAUGCUGCCAGGUCAGUGGAAACGUUUUUUUUUUUCUCCAGUGAGCAAACCUGGAUUUUUGUUCUCUUGUUUGUUUUCAUGUGCUUUAUUGUUCCCUAACAGGAGACGCUGAAUGACUUUGAUGAGAGGGCGCUGUCCGUCUUGGCCACCUGUUUGGAACAUCUGAAGGAUAGCCCGAAUGUUUCUUCGCUGAGGGACGGCGUGAGGUCAGGAUUUGGGGACACUGGUUCAGAAAAAUCAAACCUUUAAGCUUCAGAAAUACUUUGCAUUACUUUGUAGAUUUCGCUGCAGUUUUUUCAGAUUGUCAAUCUAAAGUUUGGGGUCUUUUUAAGGUUGGUAUUCGAAAUCAGACUCCCUGAGAUUAAGGAUGUGUUUGCUUUCCAAACCAUGAUGCGUGUUCUGGGGAAGGACGCCCCUCCGGCCUUCAGACGUAAACUAGAGGUUGGUGACCGAAUUAUGUUCAACAUUUAUCUCAAAAGACAGAAAAACAAACCAUCUAAAUAUAGAAUACUUAUGUACCUGUAUAUACAAAUGACAUUAGCCAGUGGAUUGAAGUAGGGCUGGGCGAUAAAACGAUAUGUAUCAAAAAUUAAUUUCCCUCAAUAUCAAUAUAAAACAUGGUCAAUAUACUUUUCGAUAGUCUGCAUUCUGCCAUAUUUUGGUAGACUAUACGGAUAGCCAGUGAAAAAGGGAGUUGUUCCAGGUAGCACUGUGCUGAACCAAUCAUAAUAAUAAUAAUAGAAACAAAAAGCACUGUUAAAUCUCCGUUUUUUAUAUCGUGAUAUAUAUCGAUGUCGACUUAUACUUUUUCCCAUAUCGCCCAGCCCUAGAUUGAAGGUGGAUCUGAGUCCAGACAUCAGGAUGAGCUCCUGGCACUGGUCUACUUUGUGCUUUAUCUCUUUGUAACUCGAAGUUUCUUGAACUCGUGGUUCAGACUUUGCUGUAUCUCUAACCUGUUAUAUUCCAAUCCCUCCUCCAGGUUAAGGCUCUUUCGAUGAUAGACCAGUUCAACCCCAUCAACUGUCAACACAUGAUCUGCAAUAUGGCCACAAUGGAGCUCCACUCCAGACCUCUGCUGGAGAUCUGUUCCAAGAAGGUCCGAGGUAAGACCUCGAAGUCCUUUUGAAGACAGUUGAAAGAUUUGUGCGCACAGAGCAGGAGACAGACACUUAAUAAUCCACCCUUAAAAGUUUUUUUUUUUAAAUCUUGAAUCGAUCUGCUUUCAUGUUAUUUCGUCCCUCUUUUGUAGAAAACCUUCAUGGCAUCCCAUUCAACAGACUUGUGGCGGUUCUUAUGGCCUACAAGGAUCUCUCAUACAGAGACUUUGGUCUGUUCACUGACAUUUCAGACCACCUGGCAUCUGUGAUUGACAUCUUUACAAACAAACAGGUGCUGCAACAGUUUCAACAUUAAGUGCUUUAAAAAAAAAAAAGUGUUUGUCCACAUUUUUCUGAUGUCUUUUCUGUUGCUCCAUUCAGGUGGUCCUUUUUCUGUCAGUAUUUGAGAAGUUCAACUUCAGUCCUGAUGCGUUAAUGGAGGCUUUCGCGGAGAAAGUGAUCGCGGAUCCAGAUUCUCUGACACUGAGGCACCUCGUCUGUGUCCUCAAGGUGUACUCGUCUCUGAAUUAUGAUCUGCAGCAUCGGAGACAGCAGUAGGUCACGCCUAUGUCUAUUAUGAUUUUACUCGUGAAGAGACUCGAGUCUUUGAACAGAUAAAUGUAUGAUCUUUAUUCACACCUUACUUUGGAGAAGCAAACUUUAAUAAAUUUACAAAUAUACCCUAAAUUUAGGUCAGUAGAUGUGUCACGGCUUAAAAAAGCAAAAGCUGUUCUGGAUAAGCUUUUUGAAGAGCUGUGGAAAGUUUGUUUACAGAAAAAUAUCAUCAAAGACUCAACAGAAUUGGUGCAGGAGAAACAUCAGUUCUUCGUUAAAUCGUAAUUUUCUGAUCAUCUUCAAAUAGCCGGCUAAUCUUGGCUUCAUGUUGCAGGUUUCUGGACAGCGUCACUCGCGUCCUUGAGUCGUAUCUCCCCAACAUGUCCAAACCUGAGCUGUUGAAGUGUGUUUAUUCUUUGUGUCAACUGAACCACUUUCCCCCCGCACCGCUGGAGCUGCUCCUGCAGGAGAGCACACUGGAGCAGUUGAAGACCACAAGUAAGACUAUCUCAUUUUUCAUCACGUCAUUCAUCUCUUUUUUUUUUUUUUUACGAAAGAGAAUUAGAGCCACAUGACUUAAGACUUUAAAAUUUCGAAUUUAAUCUCGAAAUGUUUCUCCCUUGUGACCCUAAUCCUCUUUUGUACCUUUUUUAUCUGCUGCUUCUAACUGCUUCUUUUUUUCCUCUCAGCGCCAAAAUCGCUCAGGCACCAGGACAUGAAGCUUCGGUUAGUGGACAUGUGCCUCCGUCUUGACCGCCCUCCGCUCCCUCAGCCUCUGACUGUGCCCUCAUCUGACCAGGAGGACUCCUCCGUCAUUAGUUCAUCUGAAAACCCAGUGCUCUCACAAUUGCUGCAGGAAAUGUUUGGGGAUCAGGAGGACAGGCUGCUACAGCAAGCUGUGGUGGAGGAGAACUUCUAUGUGAUCGGUAAGACAGAUACUUAGAGUUAGAGAAUUCAAGUUAGAGGCUGAAGUAAAUCUUCUUUACAUAUACACUACAGGCCAAAAGUUUGGAAGCAAGGCAAUUACAGGCCGAAAGUUUAUAUAUAUGAAACUAUGAUCUUUUUUUGUACAAAUCUGAUCUUGCUUCCAAACUUUUGGCCUGUAGUGUAUCUGCCCCAAAGUGUGUUUAAAAAAGAUCCCAUAGUCAGAACUCUCUGAAUUGAGAUGUCCAAAAAAUUACAGAUUUUUUAUACAUUCCUGAUUAGUGUCAACUCUCAUCCCUGCAAUUUGUUUUUCAGUUCUGAGAAAUGGUUUGAAAUCAAAUUCAGGCUCGUUUCCACGCUGUGGUAAUAACUGUCUGUGUUUGUGCGUGCUGCCUCUCAGAUGGUGUGAUAACCAAAGUGAGGCCGCCUGCAGCCGAGGCCGCCAGUCCUGCAGGAGAGGAAGGUUCUCCAGCAGAGAGCAGUCGGAGGUAAAGUUUCAGUAUCAGCAUGCAGCAGAUAUCAUCACCACAGCUGUCUUGCUCAAAUGCGAGGUGUUAUGUCGCUGUCAUGUUUUGUUUUCAAUCAUAUGUGCUCAUGCAAUGUUGACGUAUGUAAAAGCAGGUGGAGAGGAUGUUUGCAGGUUGUGAUUUCAUGGAGGAUCAACUUAAACUCAAAAACAAAAACGUUCUCCUUUUUGUAACAUUUAUGAACCUUUUAUGUUUUGCAUAUUUGCUUAUUUUCAGUCUUCGCGAUGAUUCAAAACUCACUUUGUCAUCAACGAAAUAAGAAAAUACCAGAUUUGAUAUGCAGCAAUUUUUCUACUGCGUCAUCUGAUGCAUCUUUCCAAGCUAAUCUAACCAGUCGUAUCAUUACGCAUGAGAAAGAAGAACAGGCGUUGCAUGAACUGAUAAGAAAAAACUAACUUCAUAAACAGUGUUAAAAUCUCAAGCUCAGGAUCUGCAAAGAGACAAAGUCAGGUUUCACAUUGUUUUAUCUCUGACAUUUUAACCAAACCCUCACUUUCAUAUCAUCAGACCUAGAUCUAAAUUCAAAUGUUCGCCUUUCUAAAGCAGAGAAACUCUCCUCUUUAUCUCUAGAGUUGCAGUAUUUGGCGCAACAUCCUCUAGUUUCUGCUUCGGUACCUCUCAUCCACGUGGUCUCCUGGCUACCAAGAUCCGCCAUCUGAGGAUUCUGGGAUAUGACCCUGUUUUGGUGAGACUUGUCAUCUUCUGAGAAUCUAGUAUAUGUUUCAUAUUUAAAUCUUUGUUAAUGCACUUAAGGUGUUGAACAAUUCAACUCUAGUAUCUAUUCAUUCAUAAAAGAAAUUUGGAAGAUUUUCAAAUGAGCAUCACAUUUAAAAUGGGUGUUUAGUUUUCAUAUAUUUGACCUCAAAUUUGAUAUUUUGUUGUCUUAUUUUGAAGUAAAUAUUGCCUUCAUGACGUUUGAGACGAUUAAAUUGUUUUUGUUAACAUUUUAUCAAGCAUCCUAAUACUUGACAAAGAUGGAAAUUUAAACUUGCUGGCAUUUAAUUGCUAGUUUCUUUAGAUUGUCAUCAAUAAGGAUCCUCGAUAUUGAUAUAUGUUUUCAUCCUCUUCUCCAGGUGAUUGAGCCCAUGCUGCGUCGCAUGCCUCAGGAACAGAGGACAGAGUUUUUGAGGGAACAGAUUUUUCCAGACGAACACCAAUCAGAAACACGCUCUGAAACAGAGAAACUGGAAUCGUGAGGUCUAAUUUCAGUGUCAAGCUUAACAAAGAGCACAGACUGUGUAUUGCUUCUCAAACCUUGUAAGAAAUAAGAGUGAAUAAAGAAAUUCUACAAAUGAUUAAAAAUUACAUAGCUCAGAAAUUGUGGAUUUUUUAAUGGUUACGGUGAUCCUUUAGGCAAACAGGUAAGUACAGAUAGGCGUUAGUUUAAGGGUAAAAACUGCGCCAUUGAAGGAUCGAUUGUAAAGAAUCAAAGAUGCGUCAAAAACUGACAAAGAAGAACUUUAACCCUCUUUAAAAAACACCUUUAGACUUUUGUUUUUCGCAUGUGCAGCAUCCUCUCUUAAACGUGCAACUCUGCAGACAUGGAAAAAAAAUCCUCUUUGAAGUGAAACAUUUGCUUUUUAUCAUCUUUCAAAGUCCCCGAAUAUCUUAAAGUCCUAACAGAAACGAUAUGCAAAUCUUGCUGAUGGUUGCGUAAGUUGAUGAGUAACACCGUUCUGCUGAAUAAAACCAAUAAAACCA
Messenger RNA from Xyrichtys novacula (pearly razorfish), 5832 nucleotides. Lineage: Eukaryota; Metazoa; Chordata; Actinopteri; Labriformes; Labridae. The record is from the annotation of a GenBank genome assembly.